Spirometra erinaceieuropaei is the source of this 1433-nucleotide messenger RNA. The record is from the annotation of a GenBank genome assembly. Lineage: Eukaryota; Metazoa; Platyhelminthes; Cestoda; Diphyllobothriidea; Diphyllobothriidae.
AUGGAAGAGAAGAGCGAAACGACAUCAAAGGAUACCUUGGAUUCGUAUGGCUCUAACUUCGGUUUUUUAUGCGUUAGAGGAAUUGGUUCGCAGAUGCUACUGUUGUUGGUGAGCCUUCGGUCAAAAACUUAAGUCGACCAAACAUCCAUUUUGACAAACCGUACGUUGGAGUACCACGAAGGGAUAUGAUUGGCUUGAGUGAGAUAUUUUCCUUGUGUAACUUCGGUAGACCUUAAAAACGAACCGUGGCGGUGUCAGUGGGUUUCAUGGAGAACCAGUCGUUGGGCGUCAUCGCCCCCAUGGUCCUGAGAUUUCUUAGGCUUUUGUUUAUCCGGGAGAUUAGAUUUGUCAUUUCGCUGGCACGGCAUUGUUUGUAGGAAUGCUGGUCUUUCAGUAGGUCCUGUACCUUGUUCUGGUAGUCCGAUUUGUCCAACACAACUGUUGAACGCCCUUUAUCAGCUGGCAGAAUAAUUAUGUCCUCAUUUGCUUUUAGGCUUUUCAGUGGUCGCUGUUCCACAUUGCCAAGAGUUUGGCACCUCUUGUGUCGCAUAAGCAACGGGAAGGUUUGGUGGCGGAUAAAAUCUGUCGUCUUUUCUGAUGCUCUUGUUAAUUGAAGAGCAGAUUCGAAGGCAGCAAUAAACUAUGCGAAUGCGGCAUCUGCUGUGUUAAAAGUGACUCCACGUUCAAGAAGUGUGAGUUGUAUGUUUUUGAGGGGUUUGGUGGAAGGGUUGUGGACUUAGACGCCUGCCGAGUUGUCUGGGUUUCGUACUCGAAGUUUUUCCCAAUUUCGUUGACAAUUCCUUGCCUCUUUUGACUUGUACUUUCUGAGCAGGUCUGAGAAUCGUCAGUUCAAUAUCCAUCGAUUCUUCACCGGCAGCUGCCCAGAGAUGAGAUUUAGAUUGCUUUACCUCGAUGUUGUAGCGUUCUAGUAUUUGAUGGCAAUCGGGAAUUAGCACUCUCGUCAUUCUUCUAUCAUGUUGGGCUACAGUCUCCCUUGCUAGAGCAGAAUUCACAGGUUUGUAGGUGACACUUUUUAGGGUCAAUUGGUUGUCAGUUACUACUACUACUACUACUACUACUACUACUACUACUACUACUACUACUACUACUACUACUACUACUACUACUACUACUACUACUACUACUACUACUACUACUACUACUACUACUACUACUACUACUACUACUACUACUACUACUACUACUACUACUAUUACUACUACUACUACUGUUACCAACCACUACUACUAUUACUACCCACCACUGCUACUACUACUGCUACUACAACUACCACUACUGCAGCUUUUACUGCUACUACUGCCACCACUACUACUACUACUAGUACUACUACUACGACCACCACCACUACUACUAUGACUACUACUGCUGCUUCUAAAGCUUCCGCAUCUGUCUCCUGCAUUGUCGCUACUUAG